UUGUUGUGCAAUAAAACUACCUAUUUAAGCCAUGGCGAUUUCGGCUUUGUUCACUUUCAUUCUGAUUCACAAUGCCAACCAAAGAAAGAACAAAGAGGAAAAGAGAAGAAGCUGUGAAGGCUGAAGCAAGGAAGUGUCGUCGACUCCUGGAUUUCUUCGCGCCAAAAAGACCCGAUGUAGAAGAUUCAGAACUUGUUUGCUAUGACAUUGACAAGUGGUUGUCAUCCAGUGACCCAGCUCCUCAGACAAUUCAGAAGAAGAAAGAUGCAGGUCACAAGCUUGUCUUCGAUACCAAGUGGAAACAAGGUCGCCCCUGGCUAAAAUACGUUGAGGAUGGAAACGAGGAGGGUGAAACAAGCUGCAUGAUGUUUUGUUCUCUUUGCACGAAGUGGAAUAUGAAAGGACGAAAUGGAUCAGAGGUUGAGGGUCUUCUCCAGGGUGAAACUCAUUGUGACAGACCAUAGGAACAGGCUGAAAGUAAAUAACUGCACCAAGCUACUUAUGGUCAGCAUGAAUGCUAAUUCUUCUACUGACAUUGACUUGAGGACGUGUGUGGCCAAGUUCUUGGCACGAAAGAAGAGGAGAAUAUGAACGAAUAAUUUUAUGAACUUGCAUCAAAUGAUGUCAGCCACAGUAAAUUACUGAACCCUUAA
Molecule: messenger RNA, 653 nt
Organism: Haliotis rubra (blacklip abalone)
Lineage: Eukaryota; Metazoa; Mollusca; Gastropoda; Lepetellida; Haliotidae
Exons: 2
Coding region: 72-464 (130 amino acids)
Source: RefSeq, a predicted model, not a curated record